AUGUCUGAUAUCCGCAGAAAACUCGUCAUUGUUGGUGAUGGUGCUUGCGGAAAGACCUGCUUGCUCAUCGUUUUCUCGAAAGGAACGUUCCCAGAGGUUUACGUCCCUACUGUCUUCGAGAAUUACGUCGCCGAUGUGGAGGUCGACGGCAAGCACGUCGAACUAGCGCUCUGGGAUACCGCCGGCCAGGAAGAUUACGAUCGUCUCCGCCCGCUGUCCUACCCCGACUCCCACGUCAUCCUCAUCUGCUUCGCGGUGGACUCUCCCGACUCCUUGGACAACGUGCAGGAGAAGUGGAUUUCUGAGGUUAUGCACUUCUGCGCGGGCCUGCCCAUCAUUCUCGUUGGUUGUAAGAAGGAUCUCAGACGCGACCCAAGAGUGAUUGAGGAGCUCCGGAAGACGAACCAGCGGCCAGUUACCCCAGAGGAGGGUAUGGCGGUUGCGCAGAAGAUCGGUGCCAGACACUAUCUCGAGUGCUCCGCCAAGACUGGCGAGGGCGUGCGCGAGGUCUUCCAGUAUGCCACCCGCGCCGCGCUCCUCAGCAGGCCGAAGGGCGGGAAGAAGCAUCACUGCGUGGUCUUGUAG
Messenger RNA from Sparassis crispa, 585 nucleotides. Its product is annotated as GTP-binding protein. Gene Ontology annotation, molecular function: GTPase activity; GTP binding. Bases 1 to 585 code for a protein of 194 amino acids. The transcript has 5 exons. The record is from RefSeq and is a predicted model, not a curated record. NCBI's taxonomy places the organism in Eukaryota, Fungi, Basidiomycota, Agaricomycetes, Polyporales, Sparassidaceae. Gene Ontology annotation, biological process: small GTPase-mediated signal transduction.